Molecule: messenger RNA, 183 nt
Organism: Penicillium psychrosexuale
Lineage: Eukaryota; Fungi; Ascomycota; Eurotiomycetes; Eurotiales; Aspergillaceae
Exons: 1
Coding region: 1-183 (60 amino acids)
Source: RefSeq, a predicted model, not a curated record
AUGAAGCCUACCGCUCAACUUUCAGCCGAUCCGUUGAUUUCUAUGGAAUUUGCGUCCACAAAGUCAUCACACCCAUGGGAGCGCUGCUUCCUGCCUAUCGACCUCUUGGUCUGGAUUUGGCUGGAACAGUGGUACCUCACCACUCUCAACACUCAGCUCUGGUCCGACCACGGAGCAACAUGA